AUGAUGCUUCUGAUCAUGAUCAACUCUACACAGUUUUCAUAUUUCACCCUUGCUGCCUACUUUGACACUGGACUUUUUAAAUACUUAUAUUUCCUGGGUUAUCUGACCUUUUAUAUUCUAAUUGUUUGUGCCAACGUUUUGCUGAUUGCGGUGAUCUGCAUGAACAGAAGCCUACACGAACCUAUGUACCUGUUUCUGUGCAGCCUGUUUGUAAAUGAACUGUAUGGUAGCACAGGGUUGUUUCCAUUCCUUCUGCUUCAGAUCCUCUCCGACAUUCACACUGUUUCUACUUCACUUUGUUUCCUGCAGGUUUUCUGUUUGUACUCUUAUGGAGGUGUAGAAUUUCUGACCUUAGCCGUCAUGUCUUAUGACAGAUACCUCGCUAUAUGUUGUCCUCUACAGUAUAACACAUGUAUGACAUCUGACAAGAUUGCUAUGCUUACUGCUCUAAUAUGGUUCUACCCUUUUCUUAUCAAUACAUUCAUAGUUUCUUGUCUGACUGCCCCGUUACAGCUGUGUGGGAACAUUAUUGACAAAGUUUACUGUGACAACUAUUAUAUUGUCAAACUGGCCUGUUCUGACACCAGAGUGAAUAACAUCUUUGGACUUGUUCACAUGUUUACAGUUAUCUUUGGUCUUAUAAUGUUGAUUCUUUACACUUACACGAGGAUUCUCAAAGUUUGUUUUUCUGGUUCCAAGCAGACCAGACAAAAAGCCGUCAGUACCUGCACACCUCACCUUGCUUCUCUGCUCAACUUCUCUUGCGGGUGUUUCUUUGAAAUAGUACAGAGCAGAUUUGAUAUAAACGGUUUACCCAAUAUAUUGCGCAUUUUUUUGUCAUUAUACUGGCUGACAUGCCAGCCGCUCAUCAAUCCUUUACUGUACGGACUAAAAAUGUCCAAAAUACGCAUUGCAUACAAAAGUCUGCUCUUUAGGAAAAAAAUGUGA
Molecule: messenger RNA, 948 nt
Organism: Xiphias gladius (swordfish)
Lineage: Eukaryota; Metazoa; Chordata; Actinopteri; Istiophoriformes; Xiphiidae
Product: olfactory receptor 11A1-like
Exons: 2
Coding region: 1-948 (315 amino acids)
Biological process (GO): G protein-coupled receptor signaling pathway
Cellular component (GO): membrane
Molecular function (GO): G protein-coupled receptor activity; olfactory receptor activity
Source: RefSeq, a predicted model, not a curated record